AGACUAAAAAUGGAUGGCAGCAAAAAUAAGACAGACACCUGUUCUUUGAUCAAUCCCGGGGAGGAGAAUGAGAUGGAACUUUUUGGAUUUAAAUCGGUGGCGUGGAGACAAGUCUUUUGCAUUGUUGGGUACCUUUUCUCUCUUGGCUUCCUUCUACUUGUAUUUUAUUGGAAACCGGAAUGGGAUGUGUAUUGCCAUUGUGCCCCGUGUGACCUGGAAAAAGCUGAUGUUAUAUUACUUAGAACUACGGAUAAUUUUAAAAAAUACUGUAAGAAAAAGAUAUUUUGGGUCCACCCUUUCAGAACCGGAGACAACGGUAUAUUUGAGACAUUCACUAAUGGGAGAUCUGUUAUAGGGAAAGCUCUAAUGAAGCCAGAGAAUAAGGUGCGUUGCUUAAAAGUACAGAACAUUAGAUAUGUCUGGAACAUUUUGGAAAAAAAUUUUCAGAAAAUUGGCAUUUUAGAAGAUGAGUACUCUUGCUCAGACAUACAUACAAAGUUUGGCUCUGGUUUCACUCAAGAGGAGCAAGAGAUCCGAAAACAGGUGUGUGGCUUAAAUGCCAUUGAUGUAGAAGUUACCCCAAUCUGGAAGCUGCUUUUCAAAGAGGUUUUAAAUUCUUACUACGUUUUUCAAGCCUUCUCAUUAAGUCUUUGGUUUGCUACCUGCUAUAAUGAAUAUGCUGCAAUACUUGUUGUUAUUACGCUCUUGUCCAUUGUGGCCACAGUCUACAAUCUCAGGAAGCAAUCUGUUAAACUGCACAAGAUGGUUGCGUUUCAUAACAAUACAAUGGUUACUGUUCUCAGGAACAAUGGUGUUUUGGAAGAAACUGAAUCACAGAAUUUAGUUCCUGGAGAUGUCAUGAUUUUAACAGGAAAAAAGUUGAAUUUACCCUGUGAUUCUAUUUUACUAACAGGAAGUUGUGUUGUAAAUGAAGGAAUGUUAACAGGGGAAAGUGUCCCAGUGAUGAAGACAUCAUUGCCAAAUGUUGACAAUUCACUUGCUUGGAAGGAGUACAGUGGUGAGGAUUACAAGAGACAUGUUCUAUUUUGUGGCACUGAGGUCAUUCAAGCACAGAGAAGUCAUAAAGACUUUGUGAAAGCUGUUGUGUUAAGAACUGGAUUCAAUACAGCUAAAGGGGACCUUGUUCGAUCCAUCCUCUACCCUAAGCCAGUCAACUUUAAACUCCAUAGAGAUGCCAUCAGGUUCCUAAUUGGACUUGUAACAAUUUCAGUGGUUGGAGUAAUAUAUAUUGCUGUUAUUAAUACAAAGAAUAAUGGUUCUGCCACCUACACUGUGCUCUGGUGUUUUCUUCUUGUCACUGUCAGCAUCCCUGCAGCUCUACCAGCCUCUCUCACAGUUUGUAUAUUGUACGCACAAACAAGACUUAAGAAAAACAACAUCUUCUGUUUAAGUGCACAAAGGAUUAACAUGUGUGGACAGCUUAACAUCAUCUGCUUUGAUAAAACGGGUACCCUAACUGAAGAUGGCAUGGAACUUUGGGGCAUCGUUCCCUCGGGAGGGACACUUUUUCAGGAUGUGCAUUGCUUUACCCCUGGGGACAACUUGCCUUGGGGUCCACUGCUAGGAGCGAUGGUCGGCUGCCACUCGCUCAUUGUCUUGGAUGGCAAACUACAUGGAGAUCCACUUGACCUGAAAAUGUUUGAAGGAACAGGAUGGGAAAGAAAUGCUGAAACAAAAGAGGGCGAGGAAUCAACCCCAUAUAUCAUUCUCAAACCAGGACCAGGAGCUGAAAAGGUGCCAGUAGAAGGUAUGGUCAUUCUACACCAGUUUCCUUUCUCAUCUAGUCUACAGCGCAUGUCUGGCAUUGCUCAGGUCAUAGGAAAUGAUGAACAGUUGGUAUUUAUGAAGGGAGCUCCAGAAAUGGUAGUUCAGUUCUGCAAACCUGAAACAGUUCCUCUGCGUUUUCUAAACAAACUUGAAUAUUAUACUUUGCAAGGAUUUCGAGUAAUUGCACUGGCUUAUAAAAUAGUAGAGGUAAAGGGUCAAGAUUUCCUCCACAGCUUUGACAGGGAGGAAGUGGAAUCGGAUCUUGUAUUUCUUGGAUUUCUUGUAAUGGAAAAUACACUUAAACCUGAAACAAAACCUGUUUUGCAAGAGUUAAUGGCUGCCAAUAUAAGGACUGUUAUGAUAACAGGAGAUAACCUUCAGACUGCCUGCACUAUUGGCAAAUCUUCGGGGAUGAUUCCCUAUGGCAGUAACUUAAUUGUAAUAGAAGCCAAAGCUCCUGAAGGACAUUCUCCUGCAUCAGUCACCUGGCAAACAAUGAAUGACAAUGAAGAAAAUGAACACGUAUCAAACGAAUUAUACAUUGACAUGUGUGACACAGAUGAUAACAAAAUCAAACCUUUUCAUUUUGCUAUGACUGGCAAAUCCUAUCAAGUAAUUGUGAACCAUUUCUAUACAUUGCUUCCAAAAAUUCUUCUGAAUGGAACCAUAUUUGCUAGAAUGAGUCCAGGACAAAAGUCCAACCUUAUCGAGGAAUUUCAGAAGAUAGAUUAUUAUGCUGGCAUGUGUGGAGAUGGAGCAAAUGACUGUGGGGCUUUAAAAGCAGCUCACGCUGGUAUCUCACUAUCAGAACUAGAGGCUUCUGUGGCUUCACCUUUCACAUCAAAAACCCCCAAUAUUGAAUGUGUUCCAAAGCUUAUCAAAGAAGGACGAAACUCACUUGUCACUUCAUUCUGUAUGUUCAAUUAUAUAGCAAUGUAUGCUAUGAUCGAACUCAUUUGUGUGAUGCUUCUAUUUUGGAAAAAGGAACUACUUGGGACCCGGCAUUAUCUCAUGCAAGAUGUGGCCAUAACCAUCACAGUCAUAUUAACAUUGAGUUUAACUGGCCCAGCACCUAAACUGGCUCCAUACAGACCAUCUGGACAGCUAAUGUCACCACCUCUCUUACUGUCAAUGAUUCUGCAUUUCAUAUUCACCGUGAUUGUGCAGACAGUUGCUUUCACAGUGGUUCAACAGCAGCCUUGGUAUGAUGAGCAUGAUGUCUUCAGUGGAUGUCUUCCCUUAAAUCACAGUGCUCAAAAUAUCACAAUAAGUGAAGAACUUCUAGUUAAUCGAAAUUUUAAUACAACUACUUUGUGGUUUGUAAGUGGGAUCAAUCUUAUUAUUGUGGAAUUUGUAUUCUGCAAAGGAAGGCCUUUCAGAAAGCCAAUAUAUACUAACUAUAUCUUUACUAUAUUGCUUCUUGCACAACUGGCUGCCUAUUUUUUUGUCUACUUUGCUGAUAUUGAAUCAGUUUACCGUAUUAUGGAGCUUGUCUGUACACCGUAUUACUGGAGAUGGAACAUGGUUAUUAUGGUGGCUGUGCUUUUGGUCGUUUCAUACCUUGUUGAGGAAGGAUUUGUAGAAAACAGAAAGCUAUGGUUAUUACUGAAGAAAUUGUUCAACUACCACUCAAACAGCCAGUAUAGACAUCUUGAAAGGAGUUUAAAAAAUGAUCCAAAAUGGCCCCCCAUAAAUGAAACUAUCUUCUCUAAACAAGUGGAGUGUGAAACAGAUGUACAAAACCAUGCUUAUAAAAAUCCCGUCUUCGAUGAAGCAACAGAGAUAAAAACAGUUUGCAAUAGCAAUGGAGACUUAUAAGUG
This is a messenger RNA of Nanorana parkeri, 3609 nucleotides long. RefSeq names its product probable cation-transporting ATPase 13A4. The record is from RefSeq and is a predicted model, not a curated record. The transcript is spliced from 30 exons. Gene Ontology annotation, biological process: polyamine transmembrane transport; intracellular calcium ion homeostasis. Gene Ontology annotation, molecular function: P-type transmembrane transporter activity; ATP binding; polyamine transmembrane transporter activity. Bases 10 to 3606 code for a protein of 1198 amino acids. Lineage: Eukaryota; Metazoa; Chordata; Amphibia; Anura; Dicroglossidae. Gene Ontology annotation, cellular component: late endosome membrane.